Molecule: messenger RNA, 1398 nt
Organism: Pseudomassariella vexata
Lineage: Eukaryota; Fungi; Ascomycota; Sordariomycetes; Amphisphaeriales; Pseudomassariaceae
Exons: 3
Coding region: 1-1398 (465 amino acids)
Biological process (GO): regulation of transcription by RNA polymerase II
Cellular component (GO): transcription regulator complex; PcG protein complex
Molecular function (GO): RNA polymerase II cis-regulatory region sequence-specific DNA binding; DNA-binding transcription factor activity, RNA polymerase II-specific
Source: RefSeq, a predicted model, not a curated record
AUGCUAGGCCAAGAUCAAAAGAACGCUGCAGCUGCAGUGGCUGGAAACCUCAAUGCACAAGGCCAAGCACAUGUUCAGCAUGCUGAGCAUCAACAGCAACAUCAGCAGCAGCAUCUACCCCAUAUGAUGGGUGCGGGAAUCGAUCGCACUAAUUCGCCGCACGGUUCAGAGAGUUCCCAUUACUCUGGCCCGCGUGGUGGUGGUGCUUUGGAAGCUCUGAACGGCAUGGGUAACGCCCGACCCUAUGGCUCGCCUGCUUCUAUGCAUGCAAUGCCCAUGACCGACCCCAACAUGCCGCCUGGUAUGAUGAUUCCUGGCAUGCCACCGAUGGCCCCCACUAGUCACGGUAUGCCUGUUCAGUACCCCCCUAAUCCGAAGGUGGAACAACAGCCACCGCCAAAGGCGUAUCCAUGCAGUACGUGUGGCAAGGGCUUUGCACGACGCAGUGAUCUGGCAAGACAUGAGCGCAUUCACAGUGGCGUCAGACCUCAUGUUUGCGAUUGGGCCAACUGUGGCAAGCAGUUCAUUCAAAGAUCUGCACUGACGGUUCACCAACGCGUUCACACAGGCGAGAAGCCUCAUAUGUGUGAGAGAUGUGGCAAGCCCUUCAGUGAUUCAAGCUCACUGGCAAGACACCGUCGUAUUCAUUCAGGGAAACGGCCGUACAAAUGUCCCUACGCCGAUUGCCAGAAGACAUUCACUCGGCGCACUACAUUGACCCGACACCAGAACCAUCACACAGGCACAGUGGAGGAGGCGGCUGAAGCGACAAGGGUGGCCCUGGCCGCCGCACAGGCCAGCAAGCAUGCCUCCCGCCAAUCGCGCAGCGACGGUGAUCCGAUGUCAAACCAUGCUUCGCCGAUGAACACACCCUCUCCAGCACAGCGCAACAUGUCCAUCUCUCCCAACACUGACCUUGCUUCUUCGACUGCCGCUGCCAAUGCUAUGCGCCAAAAUGAGUAUUCGUACUUGAACAACAACGGUUCUCUUCCGGCACACCUCCGCACAGAUAUGCACCCGCAAAACCCUACAUCGGCCCCUGCCUAUGGCAACAGCAUGCGUCCUACUUCCCACCCCACAAGCUAUCCUCCACCGCCCACUCUGGAGCCCAAUGUUGAAACGCAACAGUCAGGACCAGGUAGCGCUGGCGGCAGUCAUAUGGGCAGUGUUGGAUGGGCAUCACCUUCGCCGCAUGUGGCUUCGCCAACUCACAGCAACAACGGAAAUGGAUAUGUCUACCCCGACCCCACUGAGCAGUCGUUCGCUCCUAGUAUGGGCCAACUCUACUAUGGAAACGCCCCUGGUACCAUCCGCCGUCCUCAGAGCAUAGAGCCUGGAUCCAACUCAUACGAUAACAAGGCUCGGCCAGGCGAUAUGUGGGCGUCGGGUCCAGCUUAG